ACACCCGAGUAGAGGGAAACCCCAACUCCGAUUCUCCGAACCACAGCGCAGCGCAGGGUUCUCAUCCCCUUCCGCGUCGCCGCCGCCGACGAAGCCUUCGAUCGACGGUGAUCGCUAGCCUUGGCCAUGUCUCAGUUAAACUACUGCCCAUCCGCUGGCGACACCCACGACGCCGGCAACGAGGCUCCCAUGAACGAUCCCCUCGAAGGUAGCGGCAUCCACGACGACGCUCCCAUGAAAGAUUCCUUCGAAGAUACGAAGGCUCUCAUGAAAGCGGCCGUCGCCGGAAACCUCGAUUCCCUCAAAGGCAUUGUACAGAGUCUUACCAAAGGAAGUGGUGACCCAUCGGCGAUUUUUUCUUUCAACAUCGAUGGGGUUUCUGUGUUGCACGCCGCGGCAAUGUUUGCCCAACUGGAGGUUAGCAAGUAUUUGGUGGAGGAGCUCAAGGGAGAUGUGAAUGCUCCGGGAUAUGGAGCUGGUGCUGAAGGUAUGACUCCAUUUAUGGUGUCUGCUCGGUCCGGUGAUGUUGCCACCGUUAAGUAUUUUCUUGAUCGUGGUGGUGAUUUAACGAAAGCAGAUGACAAAGGACGCACAGUUCUUCACCAUGCUGCGGCUAAAGGAUGCUGCAUGGUAACAAAGUUCCUCCUUUCAGAAGGAGUUCCAGUCGACAUAAACUAUGGUCGUGGAACACCACUCUUUCUGGCUGCUGAAAGCGGACAAGAUAAGACAUUGGAGAUUUUGUUGGACCACGGCGCAGAUCCUAAUAUCAGUGUCCAUUGUUUGGGAAGUCCCUUCUUUAUGGCUCUUACUAAGCAUUCAUUCAAAUGCAUGGAGACGCUCGUUAAGGCUGGUGCCGAUGUUAAUUGGAAGACUUUCGGUCUCACUCCUUUGGGGUUUGCUACGGCGCGAGGAGGUUAUACCAACUUCAUUCAGUUCCUCUUGGAUGUUGGAGCAGAUGCUAAUGUUUCUGAUGAUUUGGGUUGGUUGCCAGUACAGCUUGCUGCGGCACGUGAUUGCAGGGAAGAGGUUGAAAUGCUGUUUCCUUUGACUUCCCCAAUUCCAAAUGUCCCAAACUGGACUAUUGAGGGUGUAAUUUCUCAUGCAAAGAUUGAAGCCAAAAAGCCACUGGAUCAAAAGAAUUGCCAAAGAAGAAAAAGUUUCUUAAAGUUACAAGCUGAUAUAGCAUUCAAGCAGAAGGACUAUAAGCUGGCAUCAGAGUUGUAUGACAUGGCAAUAAGUCAUGGAGAGAGUGCAGCACUGUACGCGAACAGGAGUCUUACUAAACUGCUAAUGGGAGAUGGUGAAGGUGCUUUGUCAGAUGCUCUCAGGUGUAGAAUGUUGCGACCUCAAUGGGCAAAAGUUUUCUACCGUGAAGGUGCAGCUCUCAUGCUACUCGAGGAGUAUGAACAAGCCUAUGAUGCUCUGUUGGAUGCACAAAACUUGGAUCCUCAGAGUGCUGAGAUUGAACGUGAACUACGGAAGGCUAGGGAACUCAUGACGAAUAUGAACGCAUCUAGGGAGCAGCCGGAUGCUCCCUAGUGAUCCAGAGUGGCUGACCAAAAAGGAAAUAUUUGGUCCCCUAAUAAUCCAUAAAAGAAAAUAAUUUGUCUUCCUGAUCCAUAUAAGGAAAAAUAUAAUCUAUAUUAGGAAUGUAAAAUGUAAACAGAAAAAAAUACAAAAGCACCCAUGUGAACAUAUGUGAAUGCAUUUAAUUUGUGUUUUUUUAAGUCGUAACUUUUAAAACGCGCGUCGAAAUUAAGAUCCGUUUUCACUGUUGGAACCCAUGCGACGUGCUUUUCAAAACUAGAUCCCGCAAGGGUAUGUUUCGAUGAACUUUUUGUGCAGUUUAAUCCCCGUUUGGUGCAAGUGUCUAGCAGUCAAUGUGCAACUAUAUGACAGUCGUUGUGCAACUUUCUCGCUACUCGUGAAUGUGCAAUUUUCACUCUUCACUGAUAUGCACAGGUGUGAACGCAUUUAAGUCUGGUUUUCUUUUUCUAAAAUAAUUAAUAAUUUUUUAACCAAACAUCAAAAUUAAUAUCCGCUUUCACCAUAGGAAUUCUUUCGACGUACUUUUCGAAACUAGAUCCCGGGUGAGCAUGUUUCAGAAAAAAAUUAUGUGCAAUUUAUUCCCUGUUUGGUGCAACUGUCUAGCAGUUGAUGUGCAAUUACUUACGUCGAUGUGCAACUUUCCCCCUACUGGAUGUGCAGUUUUUCACGGAUGGCACCUCCACCCCAAACUAACCCCUAACAGUGAGAUAUACAACUCCGCUACCAUGCGUGUGCGAUUAUAUCGAUGAGAGUGUGCAACUCCGCGGCCAUGCGUGAGGUACUAUGCCAAGGGGAGUGUGCAGCUCCGUAGUCGUGUGUGUGUGUGUGUGUGUGUGUGUGUGUGUGUGUGUGUGACUAUGCCGCCGCACAUGUGCAACUCUUGCAAUCGUGCGUAAGCUACUAUGCCGGCGAGAAUGUUCACCUCCUCGGCCGCGUAUGUGCGACUAUGCCGACAAGUGUGUAGAAAUCCGAGGUUGUGCGUGCGCGACUAUGCCGACGAGAGUGUACAACUCCUGUAACCGUGUCUAUAUGCCACUUUUCACUACCCUCAUCAAUGUGCAAUUUUCGCCAUCCAACUAUCCCUGCCUGUGAAAUGUGCAACUUUGCGGGUCGCCUCGGCCAACUGCCUAGGGCAGUAUGUGCAACUCCAUCUGUUACCCUGCCAACUGAAACUACACAUCCACGAAAGAGGG
This is a messenger RNA of Triticum aestivum (bread wheat), 2741 nucleotides long. Its product is annotated as ankyrin repeat domain-containing protein 17. The record is from RefSeq and is a predicted model, not a curated record. The transcript has 12 exons. Bases 127 to 1539 code for a protein of 470 amino acids. Gene Ontology annotation, molecular function: protein binding. NCBI's taxonomy places the organism in Eukaryota, Viridiplantae, Streptophyta, Magnoliopsida, Poales, Poaceae.